Aspergillus steynii IBT 23096 is the source of this 510-nucleotide messenger RNA. RefSeq names its product Zn(II)2Cys6 transcription factor domain-containing protein. The transcript has 2 exons. Lineage: Eukaryota; Fungi; Ascomycota; Eurotiomycetes; Eurotiales; Aspergillaceae. Gene Ontology annotation, molecular function: DNA-binding transcription factor activity, RNA polymerase II-specific; zinc ion binding. The record is from RefSeq and is a predicted model, not a curated record. Gene Ontology annotation, biological process: regulation of DNA-templated transcription. The coding region runs from base 1 to 510 and encodes 169 amino acids.
AUGGCCCAGCAAGGGCCGUCCAGGCCAUUACGGCCCAUCGCCCCCAGGUCGUUCCCUGAUCCUCCUACACCGGGGCCACCUCCGGAGGAGGGGAAGAUCAAAAGAGCCUCCAUGGCCUGUACCGAAUGCAAACGACGUCGAACGAAGUGCAACGCUGCCGAAACGGCCGGUUCCCCGUGUUCAGAAUGCGCCCUCCACGGUCGUGAGUGUAUUGUCGACGAGUUCGCCGAUAAACGGCGAAAAAUUUCCGCCAAACGCACCGAAGAAAGUCUGAAAUUCUAUCGUGGUUUUGUGGAAGAGUUGCUCGAGGCGAUUCGAUCCGGUGAUGGUCCCAGCAUCGAGUCGAUCGUCAACAUCAUUCGGUCGGGCGCCUCGCACAAGGAAAUACACUCCGUUAUCACCCAAAUAUUGAGCCAAAAGCCCAGAGAGGAUGGGGACUUGUUGGACUUCCGCAAGAAUGCCACCCCCGAUGGCAAAAUGCCCGACAUGACCCCCGAUGGCUGGCCGUGA